This is a messenger RNA of Cololabis saira (Pacific saury), 6759 nucleotides long. RefSeq names its product gap junction delta-2 protein (gene gjd1b). The transcript is spliced from 2 exons. Gene Ontology annotation, cellular component: connexin complex. Gene Ontology annotation, biological process: cell communication. The record is from RefSeq and is a predicted model, not a curated record. Bases 273 to 1190 code for a protein of 305 amino acids. NCBI's taxonomy places the organism in Eukaryota, Metazoa, Chordata, Actinopteri, Beloniformes, Belonidae.
CGGCAGAAGGAAGAAAUCAAGUUGAAAAGAGAGAAGGCACACUCACGUGAGGAAAGCGUGUGGACAUACGAGAGAUGUGGUGUGUGCAGUGAGCACACGCCAGCCACCUCAGAGUUGCGGUAAAGCCAAGCCACUCUACCUCAUCUCAACACAACAAGUGGAUUUGAAGAGUAACGGGACUCAGGCACCGGCACAGGUUCUGCUCUCUGGGAGGUCCGUCGUUGGGUCCAUCCUGAUCUCCAGUACCCAGUGGAUGCCUCCAAACUCCAACCAUGGGAGAAUGGACCAUCCUAGAGCGCCUCCUAGAGGCUGCGGUGCAGCAGCACUCUACUAUGAUAGGAAGGAUCUUGCUGACGGUCGUGGUGAUCUUCCGCAUUCUGAUUGUGGCCAUCGUUGGUGAGACCGUGUACGAGGAUGAGCAGACCAUGUUCAUCUGCAACACUCUGCAGCCAGGCUGCAACCAGGCCUGCUACGACAAAGCCUUCCCAAUCUCCCACAUCCGCUACUGGGUCUUCCAGAUCAUUCUCGUGUGCACACCAAGCCUCUGCUUCAUCACCUACUCUGUCCACCAGUCAGCCAAGCAGAGAGAUCGCCGUUACUCGUUUCUUUAUCCCAUAAUGGAGAAGGACUACGGCGGCCGAGAUGGGGCGCGAAAGCUUCGCAACAUAAAUGGUAUUUUGGUUCAGCACGGUGGAGAUGGAGGAGGGAAAGAGGAGGCUGACUGUUUAGAAGUGAAGGAGAUCCCCAAUGCCCCUCGGGGCCUCACCCACGGCAAGAGCUCCAAAGUCCGCAGACAAGAAGGGAUCUCCCGCUUCUACAUCAUCCAGGUGGUCUUCAGAAACGCACUGGAGAUUGGCUUCUUGGCGGGCCAAUACUUCCUGUAUGGCUUCAGCGUGCCUGGGAUCUUUGAAUGCGACCGUUACCCGUGUCUCAAGGAAGUGGAGUGCUACGUGUCUCGGCCCACAGAAAAAACGGUUUUCCUGGUGUUCAUGUUUGCGGUGAGUGGCAUCUGUGUGGUGCUCAACCUGGCAGAGCUGAACCACCUGGGCUGGCGCAAGAUCAAGGCGGCCAUCAGGGGCGUGCAGGCCCGCAGGAAGUCUAUCUGUGAGAUCAGGAAGAAGGACAUGGCACAUCUGUCCCAGCCACCCAACCUGGGACGCACUCAGUCCAGUGAAUCAGCCUACGUUUGAUGAUGAUGACGAUGACGAGGGUGAAUAAAGGGGGAGUUGGACGAAUGUACAAGAAAAAAUAAAUGAAUUAAUUAUGAUUUUAAUUUCCUGAGGAAUGAGGGUCAAAUAAAAAAACCUCUCUUGUUUGAUGAUGGAAUUUCACAGAAUGUAAAAAGACCAAAACUCCGGCUUCAAGAGUCACGAGAGGGCAAAGAUCAUGACGAGCAUGAACCAGGACAAAAGGCUUUGUUCUGCAAAACGAACAUCAUUAACACAAUGAUCUCACGAGAAGACGUUCCUGCCAUUUUAUACGUUUGUCCUUUUUUUUAAAUAAUAACUUUUUCCUCUGCCCUUCGUAAUGGGAAGACCUAAAUCAUCACAGGGCUGGAGAGGGCCGUGUUAGGACGAAGAGGAAGAGAGAACACAAUGGAAAAGACGCUGUUUUGUGUUCUCUGGAAACUGGAAGAUGAGUGAGGUGUUUAGUGCAUCCCAUGGUGCUUUUUCGUCUGGACUUUAUCAGAUUUUGCUUUAAAAAAAAAAAAAAAGAGUGAGGCGUGCAAGAACAGGAUAGGAGAUGGGAAGGGAGGAUGAGCAGCAACAUCGUGAACGGAAGAACUGUUAGAGCCAAGACAGACCACAGAGGAUGAAGGCAUGUUUUUGGGAGUGGGGGAUAACAGGAGGGAGAUGUCAAGCUCUGGGACAAUAUAUGAAACAAGAUACUGAGGGGGGGAGGAUAGGAAACAUAUUUCCUUUCCUACCUGUCUUUGCUGAAGAUUUCUGGAUCUACUGAAGCCAAUAGAGGCGGCGGUGCCUCCAAACAUUGUGUCUCGCCUCCGCUGGAACAUAGACACAAGCCAAACGAAAAGAAAAAUACUGACGAUGUUUAUGCUCCAUCUCUUGGCAAUAGAUGACUUCAACACAAACACAGAGAGUGGCUCCCAUAAACACCCCUCUUUCCUCUCUUCUGUCUUCUCCUCUCUCAGCUCCGUGGCUGGCAGCUGUACAGACAUAGGCCUUGGAUGACAGUAAUGACCGCUGCUGCUCUCCACCUGCGUAAACAUGAAAGUAUUAGUGAACAAAUGGACGGGCAGGUUGGUCAGUUCGGUGUCUCCUGAACGUCCUGCCAGCAUCUUGGCCCGCUAACCGACAAAGGAUUAACAGAAGAAGAGCACAGGGGAACGAAAAACUGUUGACGAGAAGGAACACAUCACUUUAUUAUAACUUUAAACAGAUUUUAUAAAGAAUAUUACCAUAAAUUAUGAUUCUUUUUCUUUUUUUUUUUGAGAAAGCGAUGGUGCCAUCCUUAAGAUAUUUAAUUAUUGUUCAACAGUUCCAUAGAGUAUAUCACAGUAAUAUUAUUUAUCCAUUAAGAGUAUAUCCAAAUAGAUUUAUUUAUCUCUGGGGAUGGGUUAUUGGGGACUUCAUGUUUUUGUUUGUUUUUCUAAUGUAUAAACUGUUUGUCUUUUUCAUUUUUGUUUAGUGUGAUCUAUUUUCUCACUGAUGCAUCGGAUUAAUGACGUGUCUGGGGGUGAGAAGGGACGACUUUGUGAGCUUUGUUGUUAAAAGCUUUGAGGAUGUGCAGCUGAACCCCCCCCCCCAACUCCAAACUACACAAAACUUUAACAAAAAAAAUGUACUGCAAUCACAAUGCAGUUUAACAGAGCUGUCAGACAACAUUUUUACAGUUUGUUUUCCUAUUCAGACCUUUUUUAAAAUAAUUAUAAAAAAGAAAUCGGUUGUAUUCCUUCAGGCAGGUGAGGCCUGGGAGCUAUUUGAUAAGGCAUGUUUACAUAAUGCAAUGUUUCUUGGAUGAACAAGCUGUGGUGAGCAGUUGCUCUCUAGGGACAGCUGUGUUUUUGUCUCAGUGGCUUUUCAUUCCUUUCCUGACUUGGUUUCAGCAUGUGUGUAUUGCGAAAGAAAAGUAACAGAAUAACCUGAAUGAUAUAGAAAAGACAAAGAUGGAAAAGAGUGGUGCACCUUGAUUAAUGCAGAUGAGUGGAAGAGUGGCAGACUGCAGGAACUUACGCUGGGACAAAGACUGUGUUUCUGAAUAGUCACAGACAUGCACAAAUGUAUAAUUUAAAGCAGAAAGCUAGCACUACGCUGUGAGCUUGCGACACCAGAUACAGUUUGAUGGACUGCAUCCAGCAUGCUUUGAGACUCACGUAUACAGAAACGGAUUCAACCAUCACCAUGUUGUCUUGUGACUCUGUGGGAAGGGGCUCAGGGGCCUGAGGUACAUACACACAAACACAGCAACCAAAUCUUUCUCCUAACUCAUCACGUGCCAGUCAAGAGUGUCAGCAUGUGAUGAACUGGGAUUUAACCACAUUUAGGUAGGUAGAGAGGUAGUGAGAGCAGUUGUGGACUGACAAAUUCCUCACUAGGAUACUUUACGGACGAUAGAGGAAUAAAAAAAUAUAAUAUCCGAGUAGGAUAUUUAAAUUAUUAUUUUUAUUUCCCCUGUUUUUUUUAUUCAAAUCUUUAGGAAAAGCUCAAGGAAAACAACAUGGUUUGGGCUGAAAUCUGCAACAUUGAACAUGCAACAAUGCUUUAGGCAUGUUUGCACUGGCGUGCUGUUGCAACGGCUGAUGCAGCUGCAGAACUGCUGCCCAUUCACCCCCGCUGUCAUAAUCUCUUGGAUUCUUACAGGUGAUUAUCUCCAGAUUUAGUCUUCUCUGAGGAUGUUUGUCGGGCUCAGCAGGGAUGUAUACAGUCCUCUGCAUGCACGAGGAAGGACAAUCUUGUUGACAGAGCAAAUCAAAAUACUAACAAUAGAGGUUUUGUUUUCCGUUAUUAACUGGUGAGAGCUUAAAUGGCGACCUUGAGAUUAAAAGCCCGUUCUAUAUGCCGCCCCUACUGGAACGUUACUUCAUAGUACAGUACUGACAUAAUCUCUUCAGAGGACAGACCAGCGCUGGUCUUAGCACUAUUUUUACUGAAGAGCACUCCAUAUUCAGCAUGAAACUCAAUAAUAAUAAUGAUAAUAAUGAUAUUAAUAAUACAAAUCUGAAUGUAGCAGCAGGCAGUUUGUGUCUGGUUUCAUUCUGGUCAGAAACACAAACACAUCUAUAGUGUUAGGACAUAGAGGACCAUAAAAGUGCCCUGCUUUUCUUCAGUUUACAUGUAGCAUCCAAUUGUGACUCCAGCCUCAGGUCUGUAAUGAAUGCUGACUGGAGGUCGCCGAGGUACCGGGUCCACCACUUUCACAGUCCACGCGAGCUCCGGCUCUUCCAGCAGUCCGCUUCUCUCCACAGUCUGCUGUUCUAUCUGUAUACUUUUGUUUUCCUCUCAUUUGCUUGUCUUUUUUGACUCGUGGGUUCAUUUUGUUGUCUGUUGCUCUUUCUGUGCAGUUACAUGUCAAAAAAAGGAAAGAUUUUUUUUAAACAUGUGAAGUCAAGGGUAGAGUGAUGAAAUAUUAUACAAAUAGAAAAAAUGUUCUAUUUCUUCCCUUGCCAAAGUAAUAUGCAAAGUUUAUUUAAUUUUCAAAGUAUUCUUUUUCUUAACUGCAUGUGUAAUAGCUAUAAUAAGCAUGUUUCUAUGUUUUCUUCGACAGAACCUUUAAAGAGAGUCUUUUAUAGUCCAAACUAUGGAGUGAAGCUAUAAUGUCUUGAUGCCAAGUGUGUAUAUCAAUCAGCCAGUUCUUCAGAGCGCACAGAGCCAGGCAGACCAACACCAACUCAGUGAUAUUAAAACUACCUGUUCAUUUCAGCUCCCAACAUAUUUUGAUAACCAGUACAAACACUAAAUCUUUGACGUGCACAAUUAUAUGAACUUUUAAAAUAAGAUGCUUUGAUGUAUAAGCCAGUGUUUCAAUGAUCUACUGUAAAACACAGGGUAGGAAUGUAAGUAUACAGUUAAAAGACUGGUACCAUUAGUUGUCAGAUGGCAGAACAUUCCAGGAUUUAGACUUUAGCACAAUCUGUAUUUUAACCCGUCAUUUACAGUAUUUUAGUAUAAAAUGAUUCAAUUCUCAGAGAAGCACCCUGAGGACAGCCCACUGGGCCGCGGUCCGCAGACAGCAGACUCAGGAAAGACAACAAUGCUGAUCUGUCAAACCAGUUUUUACUUGUAAAGAUGCGUUUUCUGCUUAAAAACUUUUAUAAAAAACAUUGAGUCGUACAGUUACGGCUACUCUAGAAAACGGUCCUCAAGUCUGAGCCAUGAGCUUUGCUCAAUGGUGCUAUCAGUCUUUACCAAAAACAUUCAUAUAAUCCCUUUAGUCCAGCAAAGUACUGCCCACAUACCACAGGUCAUGUAGCAAAGCUAGUCUUCUUAAAAAUUAACCUUUUACUUCUGACUGUUACUAACCAGUGGGACAACCUCUACUAGCCCACAGCACAUCAUGUAAUUUUCAUCAGAUUCUGCAGUGACUUAUUACCACAAAACAGUAGCAAACAAUUUGAAUCCUCAGGAAUGCAGCACGUCGCUGUUUCAUUCAUCAACGCAGAGCUGACUGCGAGUACUACGUUACUCUUUAAUCUGCUGCCAGACGGACCUUAGAUUGAUUUAGUAAUUAGCAGUAACAUUAUGUAGCCAAUCUAAAGGGCUGGUUAGGUGGCCCCUGAGCAAGAUUUAAAAAAAAAAGCCCGUCUCAUGUGUUCAAGGGCUUCACCACAAUCUAAAAAGCCAUUUUUUUUUUUUCUUUAUAAAACUCAAUCUUGACAUGGCACAUUAUCUUGAAAAGGCACAGUGUGCAGUCACGCGACACGAUUAAUCACAUGUAUGGAGUCAGUCGGGCUUGAAAUUGUCUUUGCAUUUAAAGUGAAAAUUACACUUCUUCUCUCAAAUAAGACUUUUUUUUUAGAGCAUUAAACUCAACAAGAGAAAUGUAAGUUGCAAAGGUACUUAUCCAAAUGUUCAGAUUCAAUUGUCAUUUUAUUGUGAAAUGAAAUGCUCCCUCCUCCUCCUCCAGCCCUGUGUUAUACUGCUGCACAAAGGCAAGAUCACAUCCAUCUCAGCAUUCAGGAACAUGCCUUCAACAUAGAAAUAAAACUCACAUGAUAUCCAUUAUCAUUAUCCUUAGACCCUUACACUGCCUGUCAGAGUGGAAGUAAAAUCGCCAUCCAGCUCUGUCUGUCUCAUUGUUAACUAUUCCACGGACCAAAGAUGGAUUAAUGGCACAUAUCAGGUCCGGUCUCCGAGACCAGCACCUCCCGAGCUCAGAUCAGAUCAGUACUGUCUCAUGACAUGUGUUUGCCCACAUGUUCGAGAAGUUCAGUGUUACAGUCAGAGGGAUGAAACCUGAAUGUUGACGUGUCAGGGGAGUGGGGGAGCACUGUGAAGUGUGGCCAAUAUUUGGCAUUCUAGUAAUGAAUAUGAGAAUAUAGUUUGAUUUUAUCCCUUGUCAGCGUAGCUUCUGCAUUUAUCUGUGACAUCUCUACAGAUGUAAAAACCUGGACUGAUAGACAGGAAUGAUGGACUACACACUCCAACACACUCACGCUUUGUGACCUUCAUCAGAAAAUCUGUCAUUUGUGACCGCAGAUUAUAUGAUGUAUGUGAUGGACCUUCUUUGAAGGUUCUCUGUAUAUUUCUGACUGGUGUACUGUAUGUAAAGACUGAAUAAAACCUUGAAUGUUGCAUCAAG